CACCCGUAUGUAAAUGCUCGACUUUAAGCCAUGCCUAAAGACCGUUUCUUACUGUAUCGACGUGGAUCGUCAUUCACUUCUGUAUUACGGAGCAAAUAUUACAGCAUUAUUUUGUAAUACAGCUGCCGAAUAAAAGGUUUAUUUAUAACUUGCGAGUGUCAUUUUGCUCGCCUUAAUCGUUGUUUCUGGUGACACUGCAGCUUCGUUAUCUGUACAACGAUAAGAUAUACAUUCUGAUUAUAUUAUUCCUUGCGGCCUCUUCUUCUUUUUCUUUUUCUUCUUUGGAGAGUGUCUCGCGAGAUUCCUGCACGUUUCGCAGUUAUUUAUCAAAGUACAGCUGCAUCUGCAAGAUCUAUACAAUCGCUACACCUCAUAGGAACUAGUAAGCAAUAAUCGAUCGACUUUUUCUCCGGUAAUAAUGGCUUCCGCUCCAGAUGAGUUCCGAGUGGAGCAAGUGCAGUUCCUAUUCAGACACGGCGAUCGAGCCGCCUUGAAAUGGGAAGUCUACAAGACCGACCCGUACGACGACGUCUAUCGAGGCAUCGGCUACGGUCAGCUGACAAAAAUCGGCAUGCAACGAAUGUACAGACUCGGGCAGAUGUUGAGGAAACGAUACGCCGAUUUUCUCGGUGACGAUCCGGAAACGGGUGAAUUUUACGCGCGCAGCACCGAGAGCGAACGCACGAGAGUGUCGCUGCAGCUGGUUCUCGCCGGACUGAUACCGCCGAGGCAGAAGACCCGAUGGCACGACGAACUCGAUUGGGUCCCGAUGCCGGUGCACUACGUCCAUCACAGCACAGACAUCUUGAUGAGCGUCGUGCAAGAGGCCAACUAUCGCAAGUUGCUGCGGGAGGUCUUCGAGUCGACCGACUUUCGCAAGCAAUUCGACAAGUACAAAGACUUUUACGCGCGUUACACCGAGGCGACCCACAUGACCUGUCGAAGGCCCCUGUCGCCGAUCUUGAUCACGAGCAAUCUGAAGUGCGCCCAAGCGCUGGGUCUGCCUCGGCCCGAUUGGUGCAGCGACGAGGACUUUGCGACGCUCGAGGAAAUCAUGGGCAAGUAUUACGACUCGAUGGUCACGACGGACACGAUGAAGAAGCUGAGCACGGGCCCGUUCCUAGAGGAGGCGCUGAAGAACAUACAGCGGCCGCAAGACGGCAGAGUCAAGAUGUACCUCUACAGCGCCCACGAGUUCAACCUGGGUUGCUUUCUGAGGGCUCACAGGCCCACGAACGGCCCGAUGCUGCCCGAGUUCGGCAGCUGCAUCGCCAUCGAGAAGCUGAGAGGCAAAGACGAUCGAGUUUACAUAAGAAUACUCUACUGGGACGGUGGCAGUCCCGCCGAGCCCGAACAGAUGUACCCCCUGAAAUUCGGCGACUCCAAUCGAAUGGAGCAUCUACUGGAGGAUUAUUUAGAAAUGGUACGAGAUAUUCUACCGGACGAUGAAUCCAAGAAACUCAUGCCGAAAUAUUAUCAAAAGCAGCCGGCGAGCGAUACCGACAACUCGACCGAUUUCGCUAUACUGAUAGCAGGUCCAGAUCUGCUGGCGGUGAAAAACUACGACGGCUGAAACAUUUGUAUUGCACUCGUGGUAAAGGUCGAUUCGAUCGGCAAAAUAUAUAAAAUAAUGUAAAGUACAUUUGCGCACGUAUUUGAUGUAAAAUAACAAAUGAUGUAGAAAAUAAGAAGUCAAUAAACAAGA
Molecule: messenger RNA, 1705 nt
Organism: Trichogramma pretiosum
Lineage: Eukaryota; Metazoa; Arthropoda; Insecta; Hymenoptera; Trichogrammatidae
Product: testicular acid phosphatase homolog
Exons: 6
Coding region: 419-1573 (384 amino acids)
Biological process (GO): dephosphorylation
Molecular function (GO): phosphatase activity
Source: RefSeq, a predicted model, not a curated record